CACACACACAAACACAGUCUAAAACACAUCAUGGUACUGAAAACCAACAUGAUUUAACUUCCUCUUUCCGAGUGAGUCCCUUGGUUUGUGGCGAAAAAUGAGAAAUAUCUUAUUUUAGGCAAAUGGACAGACUGACAGACAGAUAGACAGACAGACAGACAUACAGAUAGAUAGAUAGAUAGAUAGAUAGAUAGAUAGAUACAUGUAUUUUGAUAAAACAUUGAACAUCUGUCGAUGGCAUUGGAGUUUUUUGUUUGGUGGCCUACAGGAGUUUUCCUGCUCUUCAGAUGGUACAAAGGUCCGUUUCAACAGAAUUGUAUAAAAGUGACAUUUCCUUGACUGUAUCAUCAGCUGACUUCAAUCUAAACCACUCAUGCCAUAAAAGCUUCAUCCAUGAGGAAGUCUUUCUGGGAAAAAACAAAAACAAAACAUGAGGCGUGUUUGUGUUUAAGCCCCGCCCCCAGCAGAUACUUCAGUCUGACGAAGUUUGGGACUUCAGAUUCGUCCCACACACCUGAGAGCAUCAUUCACCUGCAGACAGGAAUAAGGGAAAUCUGCCAAAAUGUGCUGCAAGGGUUUCCUCAAAGUUAUGAUGUUCGUCUUCAAUGGCGUCAUCUUUCUGGCAGGUGCUGCCGUAUUGGGGGUAGGCAUUUGGGUGGCGGUGGACAGAGUCUCUCUUCUGGGCAUUUUAGAGGAUAUUGAAGAUGCGCCGCCCGAACUGGCCCAGCUGGCAAACAUUGGCUACGUGCUGAUCGGCGUGGGAUCGUUUCUGACGCUUAUGGGCUUCCUGGGAUGCUGCGGAGCCAUAAAGGAAAGCAAAUGCAUGCUGCUUUCGUUCUUCAGCAUCGUGCUCAUCAUCUUCCUCGUGGAGGUGGCAGCGGCGAUAGUGCUCUUCGUCUUUGAGCCUUUGGUUCAGAAAGCUCUGGAUGAAGUUGGACAGAAAGUUGUUGAAAGCAUUGUGCGCAAAUAUGGCGAUGAUGAGAGUUACACUUCAGUCUGGAAUGGCACUAUGUCUGAGCUGAAAUGCUGCGGAUAUAAUAAUUACACUGACUUCACGGACUCUCCAUUUGAAUCUACAGCAUCAUUAUAUCCCAUCAUGUGUUGCACAGACAGUUCAAGACUCUGUAAUGAAAAUGCAGCAAGAUCAGACUCUGUCGUGGGCUGCUUCCAGGCGUUAGUGAAUCUGAUCGAGGAUAAUGCAGUUCUGCUCGCUGGUGUGGCUUUGGGAAUCGCUGCUUUAGAGAUUGCAGCAAUGGUUGUUUCCAUGAUCCUCUACAUGAAUGUAGGAAAAUAAGACCAGGACCGACUACAGACGGCUCUGUUUACAUCACUGUUUACUGUAAAAUGUAACUAUUAAAUAUUUGAACUAGAGUUAUGUAAAUACUAUAUCUGCUGCAGUAUGAACGACAUUUGCACUAAAAUCUUUGAUAUUUUUUUGUUCUCUUUUAAACUAUUUUUUCCCUUUUAUCCCCAAGUAAAAGAAAAUUUUUACUCUGUGCUCAGCGUACUAAUAAAUGAGCCUGACUCCAAAGGUUUAAUAUAAAACAGUGUCGUGUUGAAUACUAUAGCUCAUUAAAGAUCACUACAACAUUUUCUACAUUAUCUUUGAUGCAAUAAAAAAGCCUACAUCCUGUAAUAUUUA
Onychostoma macrolepis is the source of this 1642-nucleotide messenger RNA. RefSeq names its product tetraspanin 34a (gene tspan34a). Gene Ontology annotation, cellular component: membrane. Bases 563 to 1294 code for a protein of 243 amino acids. Lineage: Eukaryota; Metazoa; Chordata; Actinopteri; Cypriniformes; Cyprinidae. The transcript is spliced from 8 exons. The record is from RefSeq and is a predicted model, not a curated record.